AUGGGCUUUCAAAAAUUCCGACUUGGUCAUGCUAGUGCGCCCACUUCGCACAAGAAGAAGCGAGCGACAGAUUCUAGCUGUCUUACCGGAGGAUUCUACACGAAUCCUGUUUCCGGUGCUACUAUCGACUCUCUGAAGACCUUGAAUAUCACUUGGGACACUUCGUGUUUGACCCCUUCCAACGACGAAGUUGACAUCUACCUCUACGCUCCCUCUGCGGCGACUCCUCGACUUCAUUUGUGGGAAGACGUUCCCUUUAGCAAAGGAUACUAUGAGGCCGAGUUAAUGCCCCGUUGGUGGAAUACAACUUCGAGCGAGCAGCUUCAGUUGCUCAUCCUCCAGAGCGGUGACGCACCCUUCCUUGCGACUCUUCCCGCCGGACCUGUCUUCACAGCAACUUAUAGUACACCAUCCUCUGGAACACCCGAAUCUGCUCAGACUUCACUUGCUUCCCUUGAUUCGGGAAUUACCGAGGUCCAAUCGACGGCAUCUACCUCUUCCUCUUCGCACCUCUCAGGUGGUAAAAUCGCAGCUGCGGUGAUUAUGCCGCUCCUUGCCGUUGCUGCCCUCGCCGUAUUCUUCUGGAUCCGACGCUCUCGUGCCACUGUCAAGGAAGAACGCAAAGUGUGGUCGGAGAAAGUGGAUCAACGUAUGUCGGUCGUAUCUGCCGAUUGGCAGAGUAUUUCUCCCGCCGGUGCACAAGCGGCCAUUCGCAACUCGAUGGCUAUCAGUGCUUCUAUGGAAGCAGAAGCGCGUAUGUCUGUGGCUGCUGUCAACCUUGCCGGAAUGGGCGUCCAAGCCCCCGGAGGAGGUGUCGGAGGGUUUUUCAUUCCCGGUCAAGGUGACCCAACUGUAAACCCCAUUGUUGCAAUGCCCGUCCCAUCGUUUCCUGCAACAGCACAACUUCGUCCUGGUCUCCGUUCUUCUGCUUACUCAUCUGCUGCUGCCGCUGCCCGUGUCUCCCGUGUAUCCUUCGCAGCGGAUCCUGCCAUCCCCGGUCGUCCUUCAGGCGAAUCUCGUCGUUCCAUCUAUGAUCGCGAGCGGCCUUCGUUCGAUUCUUCUCAGCGUCGUUCAGGGUAUUCUCAGUACAGUCAGAACAGCGCUACUCGAGGCAGCAGGGCAUUCCACUACGCUGAUGGUGAGAUGCCUCCGAUGCCUGAUGGCGCCGCCGAACGCGCCUCCCAGUUCUACGCACUCAAUAGUAACACGAACUUUUCUACUCUUGGUUCCCACAUGAAUGUCUCGUCGUCAACCAUUUAUUCAUCCUCUGUAGACGCCAAUCGGAUGUCGAGGAUGAGCCGAUUCGACGAGGUCUAUGGAGAAGACUACUCUGGUGAAUAUUCGGUCCAAAAUGAAGAUGGAAGUCGUGAAGAAGGAACCAUGAGUCCUACGCAGACGAUGGGUCCCAUCGCACUGAGCACGGAUGAUAUCAAAAGGAGGAUCAGCAUGCGCCAAGGAAGCCCGAGUAGUGGUAAAGCUAGCUUUGACAGCGGGAAUGACGAUGUUGGGCCCGCGUUAACUAUGAUGCGCGCUCAAGAGGAUGAUUAUUUUAACCACAAUGGUGGUACAUCUGAAACGAUCUUCACCACCUCGCCUUCGCCGAAUCAAACUUCCUUCCCCUCGUUCCCAAUACCUUCCCUUUCCGGAGUAGUCAUUCCUGGAUCACCCGUCUCUUCGCCUAUCGUUGAACUGCCUCCUACUACUUCUACGAGCACUUUCACUGGUAUGGCACCGCCCAAAAACGGUAUGAGCCCCGAUGAUAUGCUGAGGGCUUACGCGGAAAGGAAAGCUGCUGCUGGAGCAGUAAGAGUUGGGACACCAAAGAUUUCAAACCCGUCUCCUCUAGCACGGGAGGUGAUUUCACAACCCAUUGAGGAGCAAGAAUCUGGAAAGGCCUUGUAA
Messenger RNA from Lentinula edodes (shiitake mushroom), 1902 nucleotides. RefSeq lists its product as uncharacterized. Bases 1 to 1902 code for a protein of 633 amino acids. NCBI's taxonomy places the organism in Eukaryota, Fungi, Basidiomycota, Agaricomycetes, Agaricales, Omphalotaceae. The transcript has 3 exons. The record is from RefSeq and is a predicted model, not a curated record.